Molecule: messenger RNA, 2686 nt
Organism: Pseudomassariella vexata
Lineage: Eukaryota; Fungi; Ascomycota; Sordariomycetes; Amphisphaeriales; Pseudomassariaceae
Exons: 1
Coding region: 187-2469 (760 amino acids)
Source: RefSeq, a predicted model, not a curated record
GAGCAAAGAAGUUGGUGCCUGAAAAAGUACCCAUAAUUUUCAAGCCUCGAUAAAUCACGUGGUGUCCGAGGGGUCAUUUUUGCCUUUCGCAGCAUUGCCAUUACCGGAUGACUCCCAUUUCCCCUUCAUCUUGAAAUCGACGUACGUGAGACUGAUCGAAGUCUGCACAUCCCAUCGGUUCUUGCCAUGUCUGAACAUCUUGGAGAAAUCGAGCGACUCCGGCAUGAGCUAGAACAAGCAAAGGCGCGAGAGGAACAGCUCAGGUUCCAGGUCCAAGAGACCACGCUGGGAGAGUAUCUACACGACUGCCACUUUCACAUUUUCAAAGCUCUCCGGAUCGCCGACAAGUCCUUAUCUUCCACUGGACAUGCCACCAGAGUCGAUGACAAGCGCUACCCCAUGUGGCUUCGUCGUUGGAGCGACUUUACCGACCUCCAGCGAGACCAUUUCGACGAGAUCAACAGGGCCUUUGGUGACAAGAGAUUACUUACUCCAUCGAUUGCUACCCGCCAUCAAAAGAAGGUCGUCUGCCGGGCUCCGGUAGCUACCGAAAAAGACAUCGACAUUUUCGUGAAAGUUGCGAUCGAAUCACCUGUAUGCGAGAUAUUCCAGAAGCUAGUCGAAGCCGAUCCCUACAUAUGCAGGACGUUCAACUUCACCGAGCUAGGAUUCAGUAACAAUAGCCGCGAACUGAAGCGGCAGGGCAACGUCGAUCAGACCGGAGAUUCGGAGCAGGGCCAAGAAAUACAGGGGCGCCGACGGCGAUCUGGACCAAGCAAACGAGUCGCGUCCGAGCAGAAAUUCGAGAAGCCAAGCUACCCUGACGGGCUGGGCAUCCGCAAGCACCUGGGAGGUGACCUGAAUUUGGUCUUCGUUUACGACUACAAGGCGGCCCAUAAACUUACGGUCGAAGAUCUCAAGUCAGCUCUUAUCAAGGAGAAGCUAUUUAUGGAGGUCGUUCAACGGGUUAACUUGGAUACAACCAGAACGGAUCCUGAACUAAAGGGCCGAGAUAAGGCGGAUAAACAAGUUGCUAUAGCUUUAACACAGGUGUCUGAUUACAUGGUUCAAUGUGGGGUUGCGUAUGGCUAUAUCACAGCCGGCAAAUCCUUAGUUUUCCUUCACAUCAGACAAGACGAUCUACGGACAUUAUACUAUCACCUUUGUGUGCCAGAUGAAGAAGCGACUGGCGGAAAUAGAGAUUUUAAGGAAUCCUAUACCGCAGUAGCUCAACUAGCAAGCUUCUGCCUCUUAGCUCUUAGAUCCGACGCUCUCCAAGGACCUGCGCUCAGCAAAGCUGUCGAGAAAGCAAAAUCAGAACUACAAAUUUGGCCGAAACCUUACAAGGAAGCGGAGGAAUAUGUCAAGGCUGAGAACAUGGAUUCUUCAUCACCGGCGCCAUCAUCGCAGGUAACAGCUGGGUCAUUAUAUGAGGAUAAGUCGAACAUACAACUCACGGCUCGAGAAUUCUCCUUACGAUCAAGAUCGACCUGCCAAGACGCUACGGCGAUUCAAAGAGAUGACGAGGACGAUGACGAGGAUGAAGACGACGGCCCCUCCCGAGCUCUGCCAAGAAUGCCGGGAAGCACCGGUGCGAACAAGCGGAAGGAAGGGCCGUCGAGCAGCAGCUCCGAGGACGAUAAUCAGGGGACGUCAUCAGACUCUGAUUCUCCACCUACUAGGCAAUACUGUACGCAGGCUUGCUUAUUAGGUCUUAAGAGAGGAUUGGAUCUUGACGAGAAUUGCCCUAACGUGUCCUUACAUCGCACCGCCGCAAGCAGCACUCGACACCCUAUUAACGCUAGCAAACUUACUUCCCUAGUUGGGGAACGGCUACGCCGAAACCCGUAUCGAGACUGCGUCGCACUAGACCCUUACGGUCUCCAAGGCAAGAUUGGGGCGAUAGGGGCACUCUUCAAGGUUGAACUAGCGCAGUAUGGCUACACAUUCGUCGGCAAGGGGACGCAGUCGGUCCAUUUUGAAUAUUUGCAACAUGAGAGCGUGGUUUAUUCGCAGCUUGAAAGGCUUCAAGGCGAGGUGGUCCCGGUGUACCUAGGGAUCAUCAACCUGGCCAGGCCCUGGGGUUAUGUCCUCCCCGGCGGGGCCUGUGUCGUUCACAUGAUGUUGAUGUCGUGGGCCGGCGAGGUGGCAGCGGAUGUAAACGUGCCGGACUUAGCGACGGAGCGGAAGCGCUCGUCGCGAGCCGUGUGGGGCGAGGGGGUGGAUCAUAAUGAUGAGCGCGAGCCUAACAUACUCUGGAACUGGGAGCGCCAGCGCGUUAUGCUCGUCGACUUUAACCUUGCCGCCCUCCGACCAGUCGUCAAACAUAAACGAUUGUCGAAGUUGUCUAAGAUGGGUAAAAAGAGAAAAUCGGAAGAAGAUAUUCUUGAGAUACUUGGCCGGAAACGUGUAAUGAUGGGAGGGGACAGUCAGCAGGGGUUAGGAAUUUCAGGUAGGGGUCAGGAAUAAGUAGAUUAGUUCAUUUCGAGGGGACAGUCAGCAGGGGUUAGUAUUCAAACUACGGCGCCUACUUAAGGUACGUAUUCACUCACAAUAUACUACUUCGGGGUUUAGUAGAGUCUAGGGAAAAGAGAACGUAGUACGGCUAGCUGAAAUAGUAUAUAAUACGCUACGAUUCAUCUAAUCUCAUAGUGCAGUAAUUACGAGUAAUCCACUCCAAGUAUAC